Molecule: messenger RNA, 2982 nt
Organism: Lecanosticta acicola
Lineage: Eukaryota; Fungi; Ascomycota; Dothideomycetes; Mycosphaerellales; Mycosphaerellaceae
Source: the annotation of a GenBank genome assembly
AUGCUAGGCAAGUACCUUGGCCCAAAUACAGUGAACAAUCUCUUACAGAUUGACAGCAACGGUUUGACUGCCGACGAGGUUGCACUCCGUCGUGCCCGGUAUGGCUUGAAUAGGCUUGAGAGCUCAGGUGGCGUCAAGUGGUGGAGCAUCCUCUUCCGCCAGAUCUCGAAUAGUUUGACUCUGGUCUUGGUCAUUGCAAUGGCCAUUUCGUACGGAAUGUUAGACUUCAUCGAAGGCGGCGUUAUCUCCGCGAUCAUCUGCCUCAACAUUGUGGUCGGCUUUGUUCAAGACUAUCAGGCAGAGCAGACCAUCGCUUCCCUGCUUGCCAUGGCUGCUCCAGUUUGCAAGGUCAUUCGUGACAAUGGCAAUGUCGCGACUAUCAAAGCCGAAGAACUUGUCCCUGGAGAUGUUGUACAGCUCGCUGUAGGCGACAUUGUAGCUGCAGAUCUACGUCUGGUUAACAACUUCAAUCUUGCCGCUGAUGAGGCACUUUUGACAGGAGAAUCCAAGGCGGCCAUCAAGGAUGCUCUUUACGUCUCUACCAAACACGACGCUCCAGUCGGCGACCGACAAAAUAUGGCGUACUCUUCAACCACCGUAACGCGAGGACGAGGAAUUGGAAUCGUUGUCGCAACUGGUAUGGACACAGAAAUUGGCAAUAUUGCUUUACUUCUCGGAGACAAAAAGACAAUUUCUGAAGGACCUUGGAUCUCUCGCGUUGGCAAGAAGGUACUAGGCAGCAUCAAGAACAUACUUGGUCUAGUUGGUACUCCACUGCAGGUCAAGCUCUCCUGGUUUGCACUCUUCCUAUUCGCUUUGGCGAUCCUCCUCGCUAUCAUAGUCUUCUCCGUGAGCCUCUGGAAUCUUGACGACGAGACUUUGAUCUAUGGAAUAUGUGUGGCUGUGGCCGUCAUCCCAGAGAGCCUCAUUGCUGUGUUGACCAUCACGAUGGCUGUCGGUUCCAAAGCCAUGGCCAAGGGCAAUGUCAUUGUCAGGAAGAUGGGCGCACUAGAAGCGAUUGGAGGCGUAACCAACAUCUGUUCGGAUAAAACAGGCACUUUGACUCAGGGCAAAAUGAUGGCUCGAAAGGCACUACUACCCAGUGGACGCCUUAUUAAAGUUGAGAACGAGGCAUCACCUUUGGACCCUACAGUAGGCGACUUGACUUUGGACGGGAUACCUGUACAGUCGAAAGACGUCCAGUCGGAUGCUGAGGUCAGUAAGUUCUACCAGAUCGCAGCAUUCUGCAACAUUGCCACAGUCACUGCCCCUCAUGGACAGGAGACCCAGUGGACCGGAAGUGGAGAGCCCACAGAAAUUGCGCUCCAGGUUUUGGCCAUGCGAGCAGGAUGCGCGAAACAAGAUGUCAUCGCUCGCGAGGGCGUUGAGCUUGUCACUGAGCACUCCUUUGACUCUGCAAUCAAACGAAUGUCGGUGAUAUACACCGGCGGUGCGACCGGAGGAGCGACAUGCUUUACCAAAGGCGCCACUGAGGUUCUCCUGCCACUCACUACCGCGAACGAAGCCACCUGCAAAUCUAUCAUGACUCAAGCCGAAGCGAUGGCCGCCGAGGGACUUCGUGUUCUGUGUUUGGCUUCGCGUCAGCUGAAGUCGCAUGAAAUGGAACGAGCCAUGGAUAGGACCUUUGUCGAACAGAACUUGGAGUUUGCCGGCUUGGUUGGAAUCUACGACCCGCCUCGACUCGAAUCGGCUGGUGCCAUCCGACAGUGCCAGCGGGCUGGGAUCACGGUUCACAUGCUCACUGGCGAUCACCUCAAGACAGCUACGACCAUCGCCCGCGAGAUUGGAAUAUUAUCCCCGCGUGUCGCCGGGUCGUCCCGCCCAGGUGCAGUGAUGGCAGCGUCGGAAUUCGACAGACUGUCUGACGACGAGCUGGAUGCGAUGGAAUCCUUACCGCUAGUGCUGGCAAGGUGCAGUCCCACCACGAAGCUUCGUAUGCUCCAUGCCUUGCAUCGUCAAGGCAGAUACUGCGUCAUGACUGGCGACGGCGUGAAUGACUCCCCGGCCCUGAAGGGAGCGGACGUCGGCGUCGCCAUGGGUCUCAAUGGAAGCGACGUAAGCAAGCAAGCCUCCGAUAUGGUUCUCACGGACGAUAACUUCGCCUCCAUCGUCUCUGCCAUCCGCGAGGGCAGGAGGCUCUUCGACAACAUCCGGAAAUUCCUGCUCCACCUUCUCGUCUCCAACAUCGCGCAAGUCAUCCUGCUACUCGUUGGCCUGGCGUUCAAGGACAACGACGACGUCUCGAUCUUCCCCCUAUCGCCGCUAGAGAUCCUCUUCGCCAACCUCGUCUCAUCCUCUUUCCUCGCCAUCGGUCUCGGUCUCGAAGAAGCCUCCGCAGACAUCAUGACCCGCCCACCGCAUUCGCUCCAAGCAGGCGUCUUCACCACGGAGCUCCUCAUCGACAAAUGCGUCUACGGAACGUGCAUGGGCACUCUAUGCCUCGCCAGCUUCGUCCUCGUAGCCUACGGCGUCGGCGAUGGGAAUCUGGGCUCGGACUGCAACCACAGCUACAACGAGACCUGCCGUCUCCCAUACCGCGCUCGCGGCACGGCAUACAGCAUCCUCACCGUCCUGCUGUCCGUCAUGGCGCUCGAGGCGAAGCACCUAGACCGCAGCCUGUUCAACAUGUACCCCAACGAGAAGCCCGCCGCACGGCGCGGAGGACUUGCGGUCUUCUUUUCCUCCACCACCGCCACCGCCAUCACCAGGAACCGCUUCCUCUUCUGGGCAGUUUUGGCGGGCUUGCUCACCCCCUUUCCCGUCAUCUACAUCCCCGUCGUCAACCGGGUGGUCUUUCGACACUUGCCCUUGACGUGGGAAUGGGGAUUGGUGGGGGGGAGUCUUGUGCUUUUCGUCUCCGCGGUUGAGGGCUGGAAGGGUGUGAAACGCAGGUAUAAGGGCAAGAGGGUGGGGAGGCAUGCGUUGCUUGAGGAGGGUGAGAAGGGGGACGAGGUCGUGUGA